AUGAAUGUCUUGGGGGUUGUUGACCAGAACAUGGAGUUCAUUUACUGUUUGGCAGGCUGGGAAGGGUCGGCUCAUGAUGGGAGAGUUUUGAGAGACGCCUUGAUUAGGCCAAACGGUUUAAAGGUACCUAGAGGUUUUUAUUAUCUAUGUGAUGCCGGUUACAGUAACUGUGAGGGGUUCUUAUCUCCUUUUCGAGGUCAACGUUAUCACCUAAAAGAUUGGGGUGGGAGACGACCAAGAACACCUGAAGAAAUGUUUAAUAUGAGGCAUUCAACUGCAAGAAACGGCGUAGAGCAAGCAUUUGGCAUAUUGAAGAUGCGUUGGGCAAUAUUGAGAGAUACCACCUUGUUUUCAACGAAAAUGGUUACAAAAAUAGUCAAUGCUUGUUGUCUGCUGUAUAACUUCAUACGUGGAGAGGUUGGUGUUGAUGUGUUUGAGAGGUUGUACGAAGAUGAAGAAGAUGAACCAGAAGUUGUCGAUGAAGAACUCAUACUCCAUAUCCAGCCUUCAGUAGAAUGGUCAGAGUUUAGACAAAAAUUGGAUGCAGAUCUGUGGGCUGCUAGGCCUUGGGCUACUAAUUGA
Molecule: messenger RNA, 582 nt
Organism: Linum trigynum
Lineage: Eukaryota; Viridiplantae; Streptophyta; Magnoliopsida; Malpighiales; Linaceae
Source: the annotation of a GenBank genome assembly